This is a messenger RNA of Capra hircus (goat), 1742 nucleotides long. It is a transcript of the gene CASP14, whose product is annotated as caspase 14. NCBI's taxonomy places the organism in Eukaryota, Metazoa, Chordata, Mammalia, Artiodactyla, Bovidae. Gene Ontology annotation, biological process: proteolysis. The record is from RefSeq and is a predicted model, not a curated record. The transcript is spliced from 7 exons. Gene Ontology annotation, molecular function: cysteine-type endopeptidase activity. Bases 245 to 973 code for a protein of 242 amino acids.
CUUGCCAGCAAUAAAGGCCCAGACAGCUGUGCUGCCCAGCUCAUAGGCAGGCCUCUCAGGAGACACCUGAGAAGAUCCCAGGCUGGCAGCCCUUUCUCCAAGGUCAGCACGUGCAGCCUGACCCGUCCUCAGUGCCCUGACGUGUUGGCAGCUAGGAGGGUGGUGAGAGAGCCUGAAUUUGAGAAGCUACUUCCAGAGUCAGAUCAGACAAGGGUGGUGAGAUUUGGACUCAGAAUAAAAAGAGAUGAGCAGUCCUCAGCCUUUGGAAGAGGAGACAUACGACAUGUCAGGGGCCCGCCUGGCCCUGACACUGUGUGUCACCAAAGCCCGAGAAGGUUCCGAGGCAGAUCUGGGUGCCCUGGAGCGCAUGUUCCAGCAUCUGGGGUUUGAGAGCACCAUGAAGAGAGACCCUACUGCCCAGCAAUUUCAGGAAGAGUUGGAAAAAUUCCAACAGGCCAUCGACGCCCGAGAAGACUUUGUCAGCUGUGCCUUCGUGGUUCUCAUGGCACACGGAUUAGAAGGGCGCCUCAAAGGGGAGGAUGAGAGGAUGGUCGAGCUGGAGGACCUCUUCCAGGCUCUGAACAACAAGAACUGCCGGGCCCUGAGAGCCAAGCCUAAGGUGUACAUCGUGCAGGCUUGUCGAGGAGAACAAAGGGACCCUGGUGAACCAGUCACUGGAGGGCAUCUUGUGAUGAUCACAGAAGAAAGUCCUGAAACCAUCCCAACGCACACAGACACCCUCCACGUCUUCUCCACCAUAGAGGGGUACAUUGCCUACAGACAUGACCAGGAGGGCUCCUACUUCAUCCAGACUCUGGUUGAUGUGUUCAUCAAUAAGAGAGGACCCAUCCUGGAGCUUCUGACAGAGGUGACCCGGCGGAUGGCAGAAGCAGAGAUGGUUCAAGAAGGGGAACCAAAGAAAGUGAACCCUGAAAUCCAAAGCACUCUUCGGAAACGACUCUAUCUGCAGUAGAAGUAGAAAGGGGGGGUGGGGCUCUCUUUCAGGUGCCCUCUCUGCCCCCACAGAGAUUUAAAGACAGCUCUCACCACUUCUCCAAAAUCUUCUCUUCCCAAAGCUAAAUGGUGCCCAGCUCUUCACCCUUCAUGAGGGCCCUCCUUCAAUCUAUCCGCAUCCUUCUUAGGACAAACCAGCUAAAACUGAACACAAAGCACGGUGAUAACAUUAACAUCACCUCCCUUGGGCUGGACUCUCCACCUCUAUUAAUACACCUAAAAAGACAUUCAGUUAUCCCACUCUCUAUUCCUAUGCUCUGGUGAAGCCCUCUUCUUUCUGCCAUGAAUCAUACCCACACAAAUGUAACCAGAUAAAAUGCAAGAUUUUCCACUGUUAAACCAUGCCCUUUCAUCACCUCCCAUCCCAAUCAAAACUUCACUGGCUCUGGAAUUUCACGUGGAGUUAUAACCUCCUCUUCCUGGCAAUUGCAUCCAUUCCCAUCUCCCAGAGAUUUCCUCUCAACCUCUGGAAAUUCAGUAAAGCAAGAGUUAUUCUCUCUCCAAGACCCCUCUUCUUUGGCCAACAAGCAGGCGCCUUGACGCCAUCCACCUCAUGGGUUCUCUCUGGUUAAUGGAGCCUCUUCCUCCUUUUCUGAAGCCCUUCCUCCUGACUAAUGCCACUCCAUCCACUGCUCUGAAUUCUGACAUGUGUCUGAGACAAUCCAUCCAUUUACCUAUUCUCAGAGUUUUGACUCUCUCUAAAAAAAUAAAUUUUGUUUUUAAUUGGA